This is a messenger RNA of Hermetia illucens (black soldier fly), 12268 nucleotides long. RefSeq names its product dynein heavy chain 3, axonemal (gene Dnah3). Gene Ontology annotation, biological process: microtubule-based movement. The record is from RefSeq and is a predicted model, not a curated record. The transcript has 58 exons. Gene Ontology annotation, cellular component: dynein complex. Lineage: Eukaryota; Metazoa; Arthropoda; Insecta; Diptera; Stratiomyidae. Bases 52 to 12132 code for a protein of 4026 amino acids. Gene Ontology annotation, molecular function: dynein light intermediate chain binding; ATP hydrolysis activity; minus-end-directed microtubule motor activity.
AAGGUUUACGGGCCGAAAAUUAAACGAGAAAAAUUCAACGUCGAACAGCACAUGAUAAAGCUUAAAGAGCAGGAGAAACAAACGUUUAAGUACUUGGAAGGACUUUUGCCUGUUGAUCCCGAUCAUCAGAAGAGGAUAAUAUUGCAGAGAUAUAUGGACGAGCUAGCUAAAGCUGAGGAGCUGUUUACGUGCGCAAUGAAACUCAAGAUGAUUAAACUGAUGAAAAAUAUCAACAUUCGCAAGCUUGAAACGUAUCCGUCGAAACUAAUUAAGAAAGUUCUACCGAAAAUCGAUAGUCACAUUCCAUACUUGCAAAAAGCCUAUAAAUUCAUCGUAAAGGAAGAGAAACUGUGGCCAGGCAUUUAUCCGGAGGUCAUGCUGAUGGAUUACUUAUUCAACCCCGAACACCAUGUUCGAGAGGAUGAAGCUGUCCUUAUCAUAUCAUGCCUAAUUGAUCUACAAGAGGAUUACCGACAUCACGUGAAAAGGGCCUUUCUCAGAUACAUCUUGAAAUCAGAGAACGAGCGCAAAAGGCUCCAGCUGGAAAUGGAGCCCCCGGAAUUCCCAAUAAUGACCAUCAGGGCUCCCAUCCCGUGGAAAGCUCGCAUCCAGGUGGCCACUAAUCGCCUUGAUCAAAUAUUGAUGGUCACACAUCCCGUCCUGCAGGCGAUUAAUGCACUCUGGCAUCAACUCUAUCACGACAUUUUAAUUUUUAACGCGGCCAUGCUGUAUCGCGACGAAAUUCCUCUGAAUGCUGAUCAAAUUACUGAUUUGGUGAAUAAUUCGUGCCUCGUUGCGAGGGAUGUUUUAAUCAAUGAUUGGCUACCGCGAGUCGCUGAUUUGGUUGACGCCAUGAGAAAAUCGUGGGAGGACUUGGUGGCCUGGGACACCUCGUAUGGCGGCCGGGCUGAAAUAUUAUUCGAGUGUAUCCACUCGUUGAUGUCCCUGCAAUUGAGAGGACUUAUUCAGCGUAGCGUGGAUCAUUUAUUCCGCGCGAUUGAUGUUUAUAAAGAAGGCAAUUACAUCGACGAAUACGACCCGGAUCAUCCAAAAUUAAAACGACGUCCCAUCAUGCGGUUAAUUAUUUCAGUGGUUGGAAAGCAUUUUGCUGAUGACAAUUUAAACGGUAGAGCCAGCAACGCCACUAUAUACAGAGUCGACGAAACUGAUCCUGACUUGAUGGAGUUGCAAAAGGCUAUAGCGACUGCAAAAAUCGAGCAGACAACAUCGUUCGUCCUCAAGAAUAGCGGAAAAAUGUUCGUUUACCCGUACAUGACUGAAUUGCCGGAGCUUUUCGUGAGUUUCUUUAAAAAAAUUCUGCAAGUUGGAUACCAGAUUCCACGACUUGAAUAUAUUAUGUCGAAAGAACCUCAACAUCGAACCUUCCUGCAUUGCAUGCCCGAGACGCAUGUGGAUAUGAGGAUACUAUAUGACAAAGUCGAGAGCAUAGUCCGAGAAAACUGGACGGGUCCAACCACCUAUUUGUAUCCAAUCUACACGUAUUAUUUUCCCCUGUUGAAUGGAAAAAUGAAGGCCCUCACGGAGCACAUUUUCACGCAGUACACCAUCCCCGAGCUGACGGCAUUUGAGGAUUUAAUGAAAAAAAUGCGAGUGUUAUUGCAAGGGACCUACUUUAUCAGGGACUUUGUCCCGUUGAAUAUGUUCAUGCUGGAUAAUCGACAUACGAACGCGACACUGGCGAUGCUAGUUCAGGAGAUUAUCGACUUCACAACGAAUUACUUCAAAAUUUUGAAUCAGAACGAGAACCGGAGAAUUUGCGAUGAAUUCGAAGAGAUGUCGAUGAAAGCCGGUGAACGGCCCAAGGAAACGGCUGAAGUGGUAGCGCUGCAAAAUUAUCUGACUGAAUGUCGGGAUGAAAGGAUUUUCAAAUUGAAGGAUGAAAUUAAAGUGGUCGCAAAGAGAGUUUCGUUCUUGCUCAGAUAUGCCACCAUGGAAGCGGAAGAUAUUCAUCUGAAUUCGAGGACAUUCCUGUGGCCGACGGAGCUGGAACAAGUCUUAGAACUAAGUGCAUCUCGAUUAAAUGUUGUUAGAGAUAACUUGGAAAUAGCUUUACGCGAGAAGCGGGCAAACUUCGAAACUUUCAUUCUAUCUGAGAAACGUCGCAUGGAUGCAUUUAGAAUGCGAGAAGCCAGGGAGAUUCUUUCUCUGGAAGAACUUAAAGAGAAAGUUGAAGCCGUUGAUGAACUGAUGGACACAUUGGAGAAAUGUAGCAAGGAAGCAAAACAUAUCAAUCACGAGGAGCAGCUGCUGCAAAUUGAUCAAUCAUUCUUCCCAGUUCUUAUCGAACUCAUUGAGAAGAUGGAACCUAUAGAGAAACUAUGGAAAACAGCAUAUGAGUUUGAUAAGAGUUAUGAAAUAUGGUUUUAUCAACCAUUUGCUAAUAUGAAUGCUGACCUCAUCCGUUCAGACGUUGAAAACAUGUCGAAGAUAAUGUACAAAUUAUCCCGUCAAAUGGUGGGAAAUCCAAUGGCAAAGAGAAUGGCCGAACAAGUUCGCGUGAAAAUAGACAAAUUCAAAGUUUAUCUGCCUGUCUUGGACGCAAUAUGUCGCCAAGGCUUGAAACCCAGACAUUGGGAAUCUGUCUCCGCUAAAUUGGGUAAACCAUGCAAUCCUGAACUUUAUCCGACCUUGGAAGCAAUGGUCGGUGCCGAUAUAAUGACAAUUAUACCUCAACUGGAAGAAAUCUCCAAUGCCGCGGGUAAAGAAUAUGAAUUGAAUAACCAACUGGUCGUUAUGCAAGGGGAGUGGAAGGAUGUGGAGUUCGAGGUGUUCCCAUACCGUGAUUCUGACACUUAUAUUCUUGCGGCUGUGGAUGACAUUCAAACUCUUUUGGAUGACCACAUUUUGAAGGCACAAGCUAUGCGGGGGUCACCUUUUAUUGUUGCGUUGGGAGCAAAGGCAGAUGAUUGGGAAGACAAGCUAAUUUCAAUGCAGGAUAUUUUGGAUAUUUGGAUUCAAGUUCAGUCAACGUGGAUGUAUCUGGAACCGAUUUUCAGUUCGGAGGAUAUCAUGAGACAAAUGCCUGUGGAAGGAAGGAAUUUCAAAGCGGUGGACAAAACAUGGAGGAAAAUCAUGAAGAACACGUUUGCCCAGCCCAACGUAAUACAGGCGACGGACUAUCCAAGCCUCCUUGAGACGUUUCAACAAGCAUCAGUCGACUUGGAAGCAGUUCAAAAGGGUUUGAAUAAGUAUUUAGAAAACAAACGUCUAUUCUUCGCCAGAUUCUUCUUCCUGUCAAAUGAUGAACUCCUCGAAAUACUAUCUGAAACGAAGGAUCCACUGCGAGUACAGCCGCAUAUGAAGAAAUGCUUUGAAGGAAUUGAAUCCUUGCAUUUCGAUCAUAACAUGGAAAUAAUUUCCAUGAUAUCCGCUGAAAGCGAAGUCGUUCCACUAACGAGGACAGUUGUACCUGCAGCAGCGAAUGGUCUCGUGGAAAAGUGGUUGAAAGAAGUUGAAGCCGUGAUGCUGGAAAGUGUACAGGACCAAAUGAUGCAAGCCUGGAAGGAUUACUUUAACGAGUUGAGGGUUCUGUGGGUACAGAAGUGGCCCGGACAAGUUGUGCAAGCCAUAUCUUGCAUGGCAUGGACAUUUGAGGUGGAGGAAGCCCUCGACAACCAUACCGUUCCCAAAUACCUUGAAACGUGCAACGAACAAAUAGGUCAUUUGGUGUCAUUGGUGCGGGAGCCACUCAAAGCCGGCACCCGAAUAACAGUCGAGGCCUUGAUAGUGCUUGACGUUCACGCACGUGACACCGUCAAAUUCCUGGUUGAUACGGACGUCAAGGAUAGCAGUGAAUUCAAUUGGAUCGCACAGCUCCGCUACUACUGGAGUGUCGAUGAUGCAACUAAACAUCACUACGUGCGUGUCAGUAUGGUCGUAACAGAUGUCAAAUAUGGGAUGGAAUAUCUAGGAAACAUUUCACGUUUAGUGGUGACUCCCUUAACGGAUCGGUGUUAUAGGACAUUGAUGGGCGCCCUGAAACUUUGCUUAGGUGGUGCUCCCGAAGGACCGGCUGGAACUGGAAAAACAGAAACCUGCAAGGACUUGGCCAAGGCUGUUGCUAAAAAAUGUGUUGUAUUCAAUUGUUCUGACGGACUGGACUACAAGGCUCUGGGAAAGUUCUUCAAGGGCUUAGCGCAAUCUGGAGCCUGGGCAUGUUUCGAUGAAUUCAAUCGUAUCGAAUUAGAAGUCCUGUCGGUCGUUGCACAGCAAAUCUCAACAAUUCAGCGUGCCAUCAAUCGCGGAGUCGUCAAAUUCUUCUUCGAGGAUACGAUGCUCCAUUUGGAUCCAACGUGCACAAUGUUCAUCACCAUGAAUCCUGGCUAUGCCGGGCGCACGGAAUUGCCUGACAACUUGAAAGUCCUUUUCCGAACAGUCGCUAUGAUGGUACCAGACUAUGCAAUGAUUGGUGAAAUCACUCUUUAUUCAAAUGGCUUUGAUGAUGCUCGACCGCUGGCACAAAAAAUCGUCCACACAUACAAGUUAUGCUCGGAACAGCUUUCGUCGCAAUCGCAUUACGAUUAUGGUAUGCGAGCUGUAAAAUCCGUUCUAUUGGCUUCAAGUGCUCUGCGACAAAUGCACAAGGAUCUGCCUGAAGCUCAAAUUGUUUUGCGAGCCAUUAUCGACGUCAACUUGCCCAAGUUUCUUGAACAGGAUGUUGCUCUAUUUAUUGGCAUCUACACGGACUUAUUCCCCGGAGUUGAAGUACCUGAGCCCGCACGCGGAGACCUUUUCAAAUGGCUCAAUAUCAAGCUGCAGGAGAAAAACCUUCAACCAACUCCGUGGUUCAUUGAAAAAGUCGUACAGAUUUAUGAAAUGCUCUUGGUCCGUCACGGUUUAAUGAUCGUUGGCGGCCCAAUGGCUGGAAAAACCACUGCCUAUCAAGUACUGGCCGAAUCCUUGCGAGCUAUCCGCGCAGAUCCUGAAGCCACCAGCACUGAAUAUCCUGCCAAUUAUCGGAUCAUCAAUCCAAAAGCUAUUACAAUGGGUCAACUCUAUGGUAGCUUCGAUGCUGUCUCCCACGAAUGGAGUGAUGGAGUAUUGGCAAAAACAUUCAGGGAAAUGGUAUACGGAGCAACUGAUGAACGCUACUGGAUUAUAUUCGACGGCCCGGUUGAUGCCGUUUGGAUUGAAAAUUUAAAUACUGUCCUGGACGAUAAUAAGAAACUCUGCCUUAUGUCAGGAGAGAUUAUUCAGAUGACGAAAAUGAUGAACAUGAUGUUCGAGCCUGCCGAUUUGGAACAAGCUUCACCAGCUACUGUGUCUCGAUGCGGAAUGAUUUAUAUGGAUCCAGCUCAGCUUGGAUGGACAACUCUGCACAAAAGCUUCCUUAAUACCUUGCAAUCAAUGCUUAAUGAGAUCUACUUGGGUUUGUACGAGGAACUAGUGCAGUGGCUGGUACCGGCAGCUCUUAAUUUUCUUGACGAUUGCAAACCAAUGCUUGAAACGUCGCCCCUUUAUCAGUAUCAGAUGCUAUCAACAUUCUUCCUGCAUUUCCUGCAACAAACAAAGCAGUACAAUCAGACCUGGUUCCAGCAAACGUUCCUGUUCUGCUUCGCUUGGGCAUACGCAUCCUUUCUAACCAAUGAAGGAGCAAAAGUCUUCGAUGCACUUAUUCGGAAGGUUCUGUACGGUGCCAAUGAUAACUACCCACGGCCCAAGUAUUUCUCCUUGAAUCGUGGUCAAAUGUUUCCCGAGAAACAACUGCUGACCGACUACCGAUACGAUGAAGUGGAAAAUUGGUGGCCAUGGCUGAAGACCGAUGAAGUUAAUUUUCCGGAUGAAGCCCAAAUCAGUGAGCUUAUCGUGCCCACAAAGGAAACUGGCUUCAUUACGUACUGGCUGAAUUUUUGCAUUAACAAGUCGAAGCCGAUGCUGCUUGUUGGGCCGACUGGCACGGGCAAGAGUGCAGUCAUAUUCAAUCAUAUUAAGGACCUGCCGAAGCAGAGUAAUAUAAUUAAUGUUGUGAAUUUUUCGGCAAGGACUACAGCGCAACAGGUCCAAGAGACAAUAAUGUCCAAGCUUGAUCGCCGCCGAAAAGGAGUGUUUGGUCCUCCUGUUGGCAAAAAGUGUAUUGUAUUUUGUGAUGAUGUGGCGAUGCCUUCAAAGGACACGUAUGGGUCGCAACCACCAUUAGAGCUGCUACGACAAUGGAUGGAUCAUGGAUAUUGGUCGGAUCUUAAAGAUACUUCCAAAUUGGAACUAAUCGACCUGAUAUUCCUUGGUGCAAUGGGUAUCGUCGGUGGGAGCAACUACAUAUUUCCCCGACUCUAUCGACACACAUUUGUCGUUGCAGUUGAUGGAUUUGAGGACUCGACUCUCAUACGAAUUUUUAACACGAUUGGUGAUUGGCAUUUCAGCAAGGACUACCCAGAGAAAGUAGCUUUAUUGUCAAGGGGAUUAGCCGGGGCUCUCGUAGCAACCUACAGAAGCGCCAUAAAUUUGUUCCUUCCAACUCCCGCAAAGUCCCACUACACUUUCUCGCUGAGAGAUGUAUCUCGUGUACUGCAAGGCAUUGUCCUAGUUCCAGCUAAACGUCUGCCGACACCUGAAAAACUAGGUAGAUUGUGGGCGCAUGAAACCUAUCGGGUUUACUACGACAGGUUGAUUGAAAAACGAGAUCGCGAACUAUUACUGCAACUUGUAAAAACUGCAUGCAAGGAGCAGCUGCGUUUCACCCUGGAGCAGGCAAUGGAGGACCGUAUCGAGCCCGGCCAAGCUGUAACUGACAACGAUUUAAGAAAUAUGUUCUUUGGCAACUACAUGGAGCCGGAUGCCGAACCGAAAAUCUAUGAUGAAGUCGAGAAUAAUGAGAAACUGGAAAGAGUUAUGAAGUAUUACUUGAAGGAGUACAAUUCCUUCUCGAAUUCACCAAUGGAUUUGGUUCUGUUCCGAUUUGCUAUUGAACACGUUUCCAGAGUAUCACGUGUCUUGCAAAUGCCCCGUGGUAAUAUCCUGAUGGUGGGCUUGGGUGGCUCCGGACGAAGGAGCUCAGCAAAAUUAGCUGCUAGUAUAGCUGAUGCUGAACUAUUAACCAUUCAAAUUACCAAGACGUACUCGUCGGUUGAGUGGAGAGACGAUAUCAAGCGGAUCCUAAUGAAAGCAGGAAUGGGAAUGAAGCCGGCCGUUUUCUUGUUCAGUGAUUCCCAAGUUGUUUAUGAGUCUUUUGUUGAGGAUAUUAACGGCAUACUCAACACUGGGGAUUUGCCGAAUUUGUACCAAUCAGACGAAAAGGGUGUAAUUCUCGACGCGAUGCAAACAAUAAGCAAACAACAGGACAAAAGAAUCGACCCAUCACCGAUGGCAAUGUAUGCAUUCUUCAUUGAACGCGUGCGUGAACAGCUCCAUAUGGCACUGGCAUUUUCCCCGAUUGGCGAUUCAUUCAAAGAGAGGCUGAGGAUGUUUCCCUCAUUAGUUAAUUGCUGCACUAUAGACUGGUUUACUUCGUGGCCCAAUGAUGCUCUAGUGCGAGUAGCAGAAACCUUCGUUUACUCAAUGAAUCUUAGCGGGCGGGAAGAAAUCAAGGAAGACUCCGCUUUGGAUGCGAAUGCAGACGUAACGUCUAACAAAAUGGUUUUGACAGAUCUCGAGCAGUCACUAGUUGAAAUGGUUAUGCACUUCCAUGUAACUGUUCAGGAUGCUAGCGAAAAGUGUUAUAGAGAAUUGUCCCGGAAGAACUAUGUAACUCCGACCUCCUAUUUGGAACUUAUGAAGUGCCUGAAAAGUUCUUACAAAAAGAAAUACGAUGAGAUAACUUUAAUGCGUGAUAGAUACACAACUGGUUUGGAUAAGCUGGACUAUGCUGCGGGCCAGGUUGGACUCAUGCAACAGAACCUUUACGAUUUACAGCCUCAACUUAAGAAGCUUUCCGAAGAAACAGAACAGAUUAUGGUGAAAAUCGAGCGUGAUACGGCUGAAGCUGAAAAGAAGAAAGAGGUCGUUGGAGCUGACGAAGCCGCUGCCAAUGAAGCUGCAGCUGCAGCCCAAGCUAUCAAGGACGAUUGUGAAAGUGAUUUGCAGGAAGCUAUCCCUGCACUCGAGGCUGCACUAGAUGCCUUGAAUACCCUGAAAGCUGCUGACAUAACAUUCGUUAAAUCUAUGAAAAAUCCUCCGUAUGGAGUCAAACUAGUCUUGGAAGCUGUAUGUGUCAUGAAAGGAAUCAAACCAGAACGGAAACCAGAUGCUUCCGGCCGAAUGAUUGACGAUUACUGGGGAUCGUCACAACGAAUGCUUGGCGACAUGAAGUUCCUGGAAUCUUUACAAACUUUCGACAAGGACAACAUAAAUCCUGCAAUAAUGAAGAAAAUCAGAGACAAAUACAUUUCGGACCGUGAUUUCGUUCCUGAAAAGAUACGUAGUGCAUCGACUGCCUGCGAAGGAUUAUGUAAAUGGGUACGUGCAAUGGACGUCUACGACCGUGUCGCGAAAAUUGUAGCACCGAAAAAGAUCGCCCUCGGAGCAGCCGAAGACGAACUUGCCCAACAAAUGGAAAAAUUAAAUGCAAAACGUGCUGAACUUCAGAAGAUUUACGAUAAAUUGCAAAAACUCAAUGACUUUUUUGCGGAAAAAUCGCGAGAGAAGAAAGGUCUCGAGGAUGAAAUUGACAAUUGCGAGAAGAAGCUCAACAGAGCGGAAAAACUUUUGGGCGGACUCGGAGGCGAGAAAACCCGCUGGUCGGAAAAUGCGAAAACUUUGCAUGCAUCCUUGCACAACGUAAUCGGCGAUGUUCUGUUGGCAGCUGGCUGUAUUGCAUAUUUGGGUUUCUUUACAACCGAGUAUCGAGUUAAUAUUUUGGAGAACUGGAACAAACUUUGCAUCGAGAAGAAUAUCCCGUGCUCGGAAAAGUUUUCCUUGGCAACGACACUUGGCACGCCCAUGCAGAUUCGUGCUUGGUCUUUAGCUGGAUUGCCCUCAGAUAAUUUCUCAAUUGAAAAUGGAAUAAUUGUGACGAACGCUAAUCGAUAUCCGUUGAUGAUUGAUCCUCAAGGACAAGCGAACAAAUGGGUGAAGAACAUGGAGAGAAACAACAACCUUAAAGUUAUAAAACAAACUGAUGAAAACUAUAUGCGCGUAGUGGAACUCGCCAUAAGGUAUGGUCAUCCCGUCCUGCUAGAAAAUGUCGGCGAAUCUAUCGAUUCCAACCUAUUUUCUGUCCUUGAACGCAACGUUAUUAAGCACAAAGGAGCAUAUUAUAUCAAGUUUGGUGAUGGUAUGAUUGAAUACAACAGCAACUUCAUGUUUUAUAUUACAACUUGUUUGAGAAACCCACAUUAUCUCCCAGAGACAGUGGUCAUGGUUACAAUAUUGAACUUCAUGAUAACAGAACAAGGACUCAGGGAGCAGCUACUGGCCACCGUUGUCGUCCAUGAACGUCCCGAUUUACAGGAGAAAAAAGAGCAGCUAAUUGUGGAAUCAGCAAGGAAUCGUGAUACCUUGUACAAUCUCGAAACGAAAAUUCUUCAGGUAUUAUCAUCGUCGGAAGGCAACAUCCUGGAGGAUGAGAACGCUAUCAACAUUUUAUCCUCCAGCAAAGUUUUAUCGGCCGAAAUUCAAGAGAAGCAGGUCAUCGCCGUGGCAACCGAAAUCGAAAUCGACAGCGCCCGCCAGCAAUACGUUCCCGUCGCCAAACAUUCCGCGGUCCUGUUCUUCUGCAUAACGGAGCUCGCCAAUAUCGACCCCAUGUACCAGUAUUCGCUGACAUGGUUUCUCAAUUUAUUCGUGCAGACGAUUAUGAAGGCGCCCAAGUCGAACGUCCUGGAGGAGCGACUGGCGAACCUAAAUAGCUACUUCACGAAAACGAUUUACCUAAACGUUUGCCGGUCGCUCUUCGAAAAAGACAAAUUGGUCAUAUCGUUCGUAAUGUGCACAGGAAUCUUAGCAUCUCAGGGCAAAAUGAACAACUCACAUCUUAUCUUCUUGUUAACCGGAGGUGUUGGCUUGGAUAAUCCUUAUCCCAAUCCGGCUUCAGCAUGGCUCAGUGAUAAAUCUUGGGCGGCAAUUGUUCGCGCCAGCGAGCUAGACGGCUUGCAGGAUUUCCGCACGAAUUUUACAGCAAAUGUGGACGAGUGGCGGAUGUACUACGACCUUCCCAAUCCUCAAGAUGCUCCAUUCCCCAAACCAUACGAAAAUCCCGACCAGUUGAUUUCGUUAAUUUUGUUGAAAUGCAUUCGAUCUGAUAAGAUUGUCCCAGCUGUGAGGGACUUCAUCACCAAAAAUAUGGACAAAUCUUUCGUUGAGCCUCCCACUUUUGACUUGGAGGCUUCAUUUGCUGAUAGUGCACGGAACAUUCCUUUGGUAUUCCUUCUAUCAGCUGGAUCGGAUCCAAUGGCGAACCUGCUAAACUUCGCAAAACAAAAGUCAUUUAAUGAAUUUAGGUGCAAAACAAUUUCACUGGGACAAGGCCAAGGUCCCAGGGCUGAAAAAAUGAUCAUCGAAGGAACGAAACUAGGACACUGGGUAGUUCUCCAGAAUUGUCAUGUCGCAGUCAGUUGGAUGCGUGAGUUAGAACGAAUUUGCAUGGAUAACACUCUCACGGAUGGAGCUCAUGAAGACUACAGACUCUGGUGUACGUCAUAUCCAAGUCCAGUUUUCCCAGUAUCUGUUUUGCAAAAUAGCGUGAAGAUGACAAACGAACCACCAAAAGGGCUGAAAAUGAAUAUGAUGCGAUCGUUCAACUCAGACCCACUUAAUAGUGACAGAUUCUUCAGCAACGCGUUUGUUGGUGAUGUUUCAAAGUUUUGGCUCCGUGGCGUUUUCUCCCUAGUAUUCUUCCACGCUGUUAUACAGGAACGGAGAGAGUUUGGACCUCUUGGUUGGAAUAUCGCAUAUGAGUUUAAUGAAUCUGAUUUGAAGAUAUCUCUGGUGCAGCUCAAGAUGUUUUUGAAACAAUAUGGAGUGAUACCAUUUGAAGGACAUCGAUAUUUAACGGGGGAAUGUAAUUACGGAGGUCGUGUCACUGACGAUAAAGACAGACGCUUGCUAUUGUCGUUAUUGAACUUAGUGUAUAACCAAGAUACUAUCGAUACCAAUAACUACUCCCUUUCGGCGUCAGGAAAUUAUCGAAUCCCUCUAAUACCAAACCGAACGAACAGUCUGGAAUACAUUUCAACAUUCCCACUUAGUCCACAUCCUGAAGUGUUUGGACUACAUGAAAACGCGGACAUCAAUAGAAACAACAAGGAAACUGCAGGGCUCUUAUCAGGAGUACUUCUUACCCAAACACAAUUGCUGGCUGCGACUAAAGCCUCCGAAGAAUCGGAUACGAAAGGAGAUCCUGCUUUACAAUUAUGCCAUGAAAUCUUGAGUCGUCUUCCUGAAUCUUACGACAUAAAAAAGAUUUCGGCCAAGUAUCCUGUAUUGUACACAAACUCGAUGAAUACGGUCCUCCGUCAGGAACUCAUUAGAUUCAAUCGGUUGCUGGAAUACAUUCGACGAAGUCUAAUCAACGUCCAAAAAGCCGUACAAGGUCAGAUUGCUAUGAUACCAGAGUUGGAGCGGAUCCAUCACGCCAUGAUAAUUGGAAAGUUACCGGGCGACUGGCUAGGAAAAAGUUACCCAUCGCUGAAGCCACUUGGAGGCUAUAUAAAUGACUUCCUGGCGAGGCUUGAUUUCUUCCAAAAUUGGAUUGAUAACGGCGAACCGAAUGUCUACUGGCUAUCAGGAUUCUAUUUUACUCAGUCAUUUAUCACCGGCGUCUUACAGAACUACUCAAGAAAGAAUCGUUUCCAAAUUGAUCUCAUCACUCUAAAGUUUUUCGUAACAGAUUUCGAAAGUGACGCCAAUAAAUCACCUGAAAUUGGUGCUUACAUUAAGGGUCUAUUUCUGGAAGGAGCUCGAUGGAAUCGGGAAACACACGCGCUCGAUGAAUCGUUUCCUAAAAUCUUAUUCGACCAAAUGCCGGUCAUUUUGAUGGAACCUAUUUUAAAAUCUACAAAAGUCGUUGAUGAAAAUAAAUACGAAUGUCCCAUUUAUAAGACAAGUGAAAGGCGUGGUGUACUUUCAACCACUGGACACUCCACGAACUUCGUGAUGUUUAUGGAAUUGAAUUCGAAGGUGAAACCAACGCACUGGAUUAAUCGGGGGACAGCUCUACUUUGUCAGUUGGACGAUUAAGAUUCCUCUCUAUGAUUACAUAUGUGUGUGAAAAAUUGGUGUGUAAUAUUGAUUGACAUAAUUUUAAUGGAUACGAGUAACGUAUUUUAAAUAUAUGCAAUAUGUGUUUUAUAAAAUAUAUUUUUUAAACUUUUAA